AUGGGCAUGGGCGGGGGAGAAGCCCCAGCCGAAGCACGACGCGCAGCAGGAGCAGGAGUCCAAGUCGCGAGCUCCAAGAUUGUGGUGGAAAAGCUCACCAGAAAUGUGACCGAAGCCCAUUUGCGUGAGAUCUUUGGCUCAUACGGUCGCAUCGAGUCGAUUGACCUCCCACUGAACAAACAAUUCAUGACAAAUCGCGGCACGGCAUACAUUCUUUACGAUCAUCCUUCCGGCUCAGAAUCUGCCAUUGCCCACAUGCAUGAGGCCCAACUGGAUGGUGUCGUCAUUUCUCCAGAUCCUCCCGAUAUGGCCCACUACCCUCCCGUUACGGACCACCUCCAAGAGGACCUCCCCCACCGAGAUAUCGAAGCCCUCCCCCCAGGAGAGGCGCCUACGGUGGAGGGAGGCGAGCAGCAGAAGACGACACGUACGUUCCACGUGACACAUAUUCAAGGUCUCCUUCACCGCCCAGGCGGCGUCGGCGGUCACCGUCAUAUUCCAGAUCCCCAUCUAGGACACCGCCUCGAAGACGUGGCCCACCGGCUCGAAGUCCACCAAGGCGGAGAAGACGCAGUCCAAGUUACAGUUCUCGGAGCAGUUACAGUCGGAGUAGAAGCAGAAGCAGAAGUCGGUCAAGAAGCAGACCCAGGUAUGGAGGAAGAAGAUGAGCUGAAUGAGAGUCGAUGGACUGUCGUUUUAUCUCCUCGAACGGAGAAUAAAAGAAAAAUACGAGCGAUACUCGAAAUGUAG
This is a messenger RNA of Cladophialophora psammophila CBS 110553, 750 nucleotides long. RefSeq lists its product as uncharacterized. The coding region runs from base 1 to 750 and encodes 249 amino acids. Gene Ontology annotation, molecular function: RNA binding. The record is from RefSeq and is a predicted model, not a curated record. Gene Ontology annotation, cellular component: nucleoplasm; cytoplasm; ASAP complex. Lineage: Eukaryota; Fungi; Ascomycota; Eurotiomycetes; Chaetothyriales; Herpotrichiellaceae. Gene Ontology annotation, biological process: mRNA splicing, via spliceosome. The transcript has 4 exons.